This is a messenger RNA of Aspergillus tanneri, 564 nucleotides long. RefSeq lists its product as uncharacterized. Lineage: Eukaryota; Fungi; Ascomycota; Eurotiomycetes; Eurotiales; Aspergillaceae. The coding region runs from base 1 to 564 and encodes 187 amino acids. The transcript is spliced from 2 exons. The record is from RefSeq and is a predicted model, not a curated record.
AUGUAUUCCUCGGGGCUGGACACGUUCUACUACCGCGGUCAUUUGAUCGUCGCUCACCCGGGUAGAAUCGCAGGGUCAUCGAGUUAUCAUUUCUUCGUUCCCGGGUUCAAUUUCGGUGGCACACUUCGCGGGAAUUCAGACGGCGCCGGUAACGUAGCAUAUAUCCUUGCUCGCGAACUCAUUGACGAAGUGAUGUACGUUCCCAAGGAAGAGCGACCCCCAGGAGAUCUGUCCCGGCCAGAGCACAUACGGUCCACGGGAAAUCUAUCACUCUACGCCGGUAGCUGCUUGAACUCCGGAUAUCACAUCUUCACUGUGCAGAUUCGCAAUGGCACCGACGGUGAUCAGCUAUUCAUCGACGCGUUGGAUAUAUCUGAGGCAUCCACGGCCGCCAUGGAGCAUGUUUGCAAUCAGACGCAUUAUAUCAUGCAUAUGAAAGUUCUCUGGGAGGAGGGUGAUUCUCCCGUCGCAGCUGAAUUUUUCUUUGAGGGAGACAGCGCUGUGCGGUCGGGGUUAGUGCUGGAUAAUGAGUAUACGGAGCCUAUCUGGUUUGAUAGACAUUAG